Micropterus dolomieu (smallmouth bass) is the source of this 1006-nucleotide messenger RNA. Its product is annotated as NADPH--cytochrome P450 reductase-like. The transcript has 5 exons. Gene Ontology annotation, molecular function: NADPH-hemoprotein reductase activity; flavin adenine dinucleotide binding; FMN binding. Lineage: Eukaryota; Metazoa; Chordata; Actinopteri; Centrarchiformes; Centrarchidae. Gene Ontology annotation, cellular component: cytosol. The record is from RefSeq and is a predicted model, not a curated record. Bases 470 to 979 code for a protein of 169 amino acids. Gene Ontology annotation, biological process: response to hormone.
AUGGACUUUUUCGUUCCCAACACCUUUCAGACCGGAGAGGAAAAGGGGCGGGGAUAAGGAGGAAGGCAUUUUCAGCCCGAGAGUGUUUCAGUGUGUGUUUGUGAGUCAAAAGUGUGGGUCUGCAGCUCAGCUACGUUUUAUGGGAAAGUCAGUUUCCCACCAUUGUGUCCUCAGCAGUUGCCAGACACUGACAGGGCUUGUAGGGUGUGUGUGUGUGUGUGGUGGAGUUUUCUGUGUGUGGAGACCAGACGCUGCUGGUUUCAGAGGCAGAGUUCAGAUCGUGUUGGAGCCUCUGAGGUGAAGGCAGGCGGCUCUUCCAAACCUGCGAAUGUCCUGCUGCCUUUCUGGACUGCAUUUGUUUUUCCAUCCUGUGGUUGUGGAGUCCUGCUUUUGAUUUUGAGCGUGGCGGUUCCCGGCGUGGCCUAGCCAGUAGUGCUAGUGGCAGUGGUGAGCUACAGGGCUGCAUGCCAUGGGCUGUGUCUUCUCCCUGCCAGAGGACAGGAGAGAUGCUGCUGAGAGAGCACCCACCACGAGAGAGACAAGUUUCAUCGAGAAAAUGAAGAAAACAGGCAAGAACAUCAUUGUGUUCUACGGCUCCCAGACGGGCACAGCAGAGGAAUUUGCCAACAGACUGUCCAAAGAUGCUCAGCGCUAUGGCAUGAAAGGAAUGGCUGCGGAUCCAGAGGAGUAUGACAUGGGGGAACUGUCCCGUCUGUCUGAUAUUAAAAACUCCCUUGCCAUAUUUUGCAUGGCCACCUACGGUGAAGGAGACCCAACAGAUAAUGCCCAGGACUUCUAUGACUGGCUGCAGGAAAAUGAUGACGAAGACCUCUCCGGGCUAAACUACACUGUAUUUGCUUUGGGCAACAAGACCUAUGAACACUACAAUGCAAUGGGAAAAUAUGUUGAUAAAAGGCUGGAAGAACUUGGGGCCAAGCGCAUCUUUGACCUUGGUUUAGGAGAUGAUGAUGGCAAGUAAGUGACCUUUUAGCCUUUGACUUAACAU